AGCUGAAGAAGCAGGAGCAGCCUGCUUCUAAGACAUCAAGACCUCCCCAGUGUCCUCAGAGGUCCAUGGCAUGGAGCACAUCAGUUGAGGGCCCCAGCAGCCAAGACAAGGAGGAUACAAGCUCCCUGCAGACCUCAGCAGACCCUGAGUCUCAGUGUAGGGACCGCGUAGAUAAGAAUGUGACCGAUUUGGUGCGUAUCAUGAUCCUCAGGUAUCAUUUGAGGAAGCCUAUUACAAAGGCACAGAUGCUACAAGUUGUUAGCAAAAGGGGCAAGCGUCAAUUCCCUGUGAUUUUUAAGAAAGCUUGUAAGUGCUUGGAGGUGAUCUGUGGUAUUGAUGUGAAGGAAGUGGUCCCUGCCCCCCACUCCUAUGUUCUUGUCAACUCACUGGAUCUCACCUAUGAUGAGAUGCUUGGUGACCAUGAGAACAUGCCUAAAAACGGCUUCCUGAUAAUCAUCCUGGGUAUGAUCUUCCUGGAGGGCAACUGUGCCCAGGAGGAAGCCAUUUGGGAGUUCCUGAAUAUGAUGGGAGUUUAUGCAGGGAGGGAGCACUUCAUUUAUGGGGAACCUAGGAAGCUCCUCACCAGAACCUGGGUUCAGGAGAAUUACCUGGAGUACCAGCAGGUGCUUCAUAGUGACCCACCAUGCUACCAAUUCAGGUGGGGUCCAAGGGCCCCUGCUGAAACCAGCAAGUUGCAAGUUCCGGAAUUUUUAUUCAAGAUCAAAGGGAUUGACCACAUCUCCUUCUCAUGCUGGUAUGAGGAGGCUUUGAGAGAUGAGCAAGAGAGAGCCCAGGCCAGAAUUGGCCCUGUGGGUCAUGCUGCCGCCAAGUUCAUGGCACAGCCUCUCCUUCCCCAGCUGAAGAAUGAGAAGAAAUCCUCACGCUGUGUUAGAAAGGGCACUCACAUUUCUAAGUAGAGGAGAGUCAGAGGCAGGGUCAGGUUGGGGAGAAUACAGUGUACAACAGCUUUGUGUUCUAUGUCCAUGGGUUGGAGGUUUACCCUUUGUUCCCCCUACUUUAGGGUUUUCUUAAAUACUGUUCCUUUUCAUGGAAGGUUUAUUAGCUUUAGAAUCUAAGUGGAUGAAUGACAGUGGUCUCACAUGUAUUGUUACUCUUCAGGUUUAUUUAUGAGUUUUAAUGUUUUGAAAAAUAAAUUGGGGAUACUUCCGUCUUUUGUGAUCUGGAAGAAAAUAUAAUGACACUGGAAUGGGAAUUUCUUUGGAAAUGUGAAAGAAGCCUGCUGAAAAUAGAGGGAGUGGGAAAUAUAACAGGUGGUUAAUUUUUGGAUUCCUUAACCAUUUUCGUUUAUUUUGUAACAUUAAAAGAUAUAUACCUGGAUUUUCUUGGCUUAUUCAAGAAAGUUGGUGUUAUCAUAGAAAAUGUUA
Pipistrellus kuhlii (Kuhl's pipistrelle) is the source of this 1385-nucleotide messenger RNA. RefSeq names its product melanoma-associated antigen 10. The transcript has a single exon. The record is from RefSeq and is a predicted model, not a curated record. Bases 66 to 917 code for a protein of 283 amino acids. Gene Ontology annotation, cellular component: nucleus. Gene Ontology annotation, biological process: negative regulation of transcription by RNA polymerase II. Lineage: Eukaryota; Metazoa; Chordata; Mammalia; Chiroptera; Vespertilionidae.